AUGCUUAUCCGCAGCCAUUUUACUCAUGAUGAUAAUGCGAUGGUUAAUAUGGUCAAUUCUCUUCCUCCCGAAGCAUAUUUUUUGGAAUGCGAUGGAAGUGUACAUGAGGAACUUGGAACAAUUCAAAAAGGGAAGCUGAUUCAAUUGCACUUUCGACUUUGCGGCGGGAAAGGAGGUUAUUAUUUUUAUUUUCGGGUAUGGUUUUGAUGGGGACGGGUUGGGAACUGCCCUUAUAUGCUGCUUUUAACCACGAUUAUGCUAGCCUGCCCUUUGAACUACACUUAUGUAUCAGCGGAUCUUUUAAGUUUGGUCUU
This is a messenger RNA of Meloidogyne enterolobii, 314 nucleotides long. The record is from the annotation of a GenBank genome assembly. NCBI's taxonomy places the organism in Eukaryota, Metazoa, Nematoda, Chromadorea, Rhabditida, Meloidogynidae.